Momordica charantia (bitter melon) is the source of this 2943-nucleotide messenger RNA. RefSeq names its product protein STRUBBELIG-RECEPTOR FAMILY 3. NCBI's taxonomy places the organism in Eukaryota, Viridiplantae, Streptophyta, Magnoliopsida, Cucurbitales, Cucurbitaceae. Gene Ontology annotation, biological process: protein phosphorylation. Gene Ontology annotation, molecular function: ATP binding; protein kinase activity; protein binding. The record is from RefSeq and is a predicted model, not a curated record.
UUUGUAGUUCGCUUUCCAAUGUGAAUUUUGUUCUGCAUUUUCCUAAGUUUCAUGCUUCUCCAACUUCACAGCAAGUUUAUAUCUCUCUUUCUGGAAACCAUUAUAAUAGAUUCAGAUUUGAAUCGUUUUUUCUAGUUCUUGAACUUUGUACCUACGGCUCGGUCUGUUCAACUCCUGACUUGGGUUUUCUUGGUUGGAGGAUGCUUGCGAGGAUUGAGUUUUUUCAGUAAGAAGAAAUAAAGGUGGGUUUUACAUCAAUGGGUUGGAAGAGAUCUUCGAGUAAUGGCAAUUUGAGGAUCUGCGUCCAGAUUUUAGUCGGAUUCGUGAUCUGCGCAGCCCAAGUUAUUUUUGGAGUAACGAAUCCAGGCGAUUUUGCUGCCAUUAGCAGCUUACAUACCUCACUGGGACUCCCCAUUCUUCCUGGAUGGGGCACUGGGCAAGACCCAUGUGGAGAUGCAUGGCAGGGUGUCGUAUGUAAUGAUUCAAGCAUCAUUAAAAUAAUUCUUAAUGCUGCUAAUUUGGGAGGUGAACUGGGUGACAGCUUGGGAUUGUUUUCUUCCAUCCAAAUAAUUGAUUUAAGCAACAAUCAUAUAGGGGGAAGUAUUCCAUCCAAUGUACCCGUCACAAUGCAGAACAUUUUUCUUUCAGCUAAUCAGUUCUCUGGAAGCAUUCCGAGUUCAUUAUCAUCUUUGGUUCAGCUGACAGCCAUGUCGUUGAAUGAUAACAAAUUAAGUGGUCAAAUACCCGAUUCCUUUCAAGCUAUUACCGGAUUGGUCAAUCUGGAUUUAUCCAAUAACAACUUGAGUGGGCCACUGCCCCCUUCCGUUGAAAACUUAUUGGCAUUGACCACCCUACACUUGCAGAAUAAUCAACUAUCAGGGACCCUUGAUGUUUUACAAGACCUUCCACUGAAAGACCUGAAUAUAGAGAACAACCUUUUUUCUGGACCCAUACCUGAGAAGUUGCUGAGUAUCCCUACUUUUAGAAAGGAUGGAAACCCAUUUAAUUCUUCUGUUUCUCCAACAUCUCCGACAUCUCCGGCAUCUCCUCCUGUAUCUCCAUCAAAGCCCUCACCAGCACCACCACUUUCUGGGGCACCACCAUCGCCACCUUCUCAACAAAAACCUAGGAAACAGGCUGAUGGACCAUCUGCACCUGAGGAAUCCAGUACUGGAAGAAAUAAGAAAAGCACUAAAAGGGUUGUUUUGAUAACAAUUGCAGUGAUAUUGUCAUUCGUAAUUUUGGUUUUGGCAUGUGUGCUUUUUAUGCCAAGGUGCAGAAGGAGGAGAACGGUUGAUAGUAUUUCCAAGCGACAUCAGCGACAUCAGAUAGGUGCUUAUAGGGGUGAGAGAGAGAAUGCUGGAAAUGAUGGAUCCAUGCACCAAACAAUUGAUCAGAUGCCUAAAGUUCCAAAAGAGGCAGUUGUAAGGCCGAAGCAGGAAAGUCAAACAGAGGCUCAGAAGGUUCCAAAAGCUCAUGAAGAGAGAGAAAGAAACAAACUGAGAAUGAACGCUAUUCCAAAGAAGGAUGAUCAUGAAAUAGAUAUGAGUGCACUUGAUGUCUAUCUAAUGCCUCCUCCACCACCACCUCCUCCUCCCCCUCCACCACCACCUCCCGUUGAAAAGCUCACUGCCGAGCCCAUUGUUCCAGCUGAUGUUACUCCCAUGAAGCCUCCCACCAAACGUAAAAUCACCUCAACUUUUGCAAAAUCUUACACCAUCGCAUCCCUCCAGCAAUAUACAAACAGCUUUUCACAGGAGAAUAUUCUAGGAGAAGGAAUGCUGGGGAGUGUUUAUAGAGCACAGCUUCCCAGUGGGAAGCUACUGGCCGUCAAGAAACUGGAUAAGAGAGCAUUCAGUCAGCAAAAGGAUGAUGAAUUUCUCGAGUUAGUGAAUAAUAUUGAUAAAAUCCGGCAUGCCAAUGUGGUUGAGCUCAGUGGUUACUGUGCAGAGCAUGGUGAAAGGCUUCUGAUCUAUGAGUAUUGCAGUAAUGGAACAUUGCAGGAUGCACUACACUCAGACGAAGAGUUCAGAAAAAAACUUUCGUGGAAUGCUCGCAUUAGAAUGGCUCUUGGGGCUGCAAGAGCCUUGGAGUAUCUACAUGAGUCCUGUCAGCCACCUGUCAUUCAUAGGAAUUUCAAGUCUGCAAAUGUCCUACUUGAUGAAGAUCUGUCAGUGCGUGUUUCAGAUUGUGGUCUCGCUCCAUUAAUAUCAAAAGGAGCUGUUAGUCAGCUAUCAGGUCAGCUUCUAACAGCAUAUGGUUACGGAGCGCCAGAAUUUGAGUCGGGAGUUUAUACACUUGAGAGUGACGUUUAUAGCUUUGGUGUGGUUAUGCUGGAACUUCUAACUGGCCGGAUGUCUUAUGACAGAACAAGGACCCGAGGUGAACAAUUUUUAGUCAGAUGGGCGAUUCCACAGCUUCACGACAUAGAGGCAUUAACGAGCAUGGUUGAUUCUUCCCUCAAUGGUCAAUAUCCUGCCAAAUCCUUAUCAUACUUCGCGGAUAUCAUAUCAAAAUGUGUUCAGUCGGAGCCUGAAUUUCGGCCUCCGAUGUCAUCGGUUGUUCAGGAUUUGCUCAACAUGAUAAGGAGAGAACCCCAUGGCAGUGGUUCCAGUGAAGAUUGAAACAUGGUUUUUGAUUAGGGGUAGCCAAUCCUUUCAGCUAAGAAGUAAGGAGGUGGUGAAAAAUCCGCCACAUUGGUUUUAGAAGACGAUACGAGGGGCUUCGAGCGAAUUCCCAUGGUAGCAUGCUCAAGUUUAGCAUUUCGAGCUCGCAAGCUGGUAGUCAUCUUCUUUCUGGUUUAUCUAAGAGAACACUACUGUAGCAACAGAGCUCCAAUUCUUGAGGUGAAUCAUUUGUAAUCAGUCCAUUGUUUAUUAAACUAGGAAUUGUAAUGUGUAUUCUGAAGAAAUAUAUGCUAACCCAUUAUUGGUGUCCUUUCAA